CCGUCGCUUGUCCGCUCCUCGGCCGAGUCCGCGACAUCGGCACCUCGAAGGAUCGUCGACCUCCGGUGCACUGCGAAUUCGGCUAAUAAAGGGGAGCUAGGGUUUGCGGUUCUAGGGAUUUGCCGCCGAGAUGUCGAAGCUAAUGCCGAACUUGGAUCAGCAGAGCACCAAGGUGCUCAAUCUGACUGUGCUCCAGAGGAUCGAUCCCUAUGUAGAGGAGAUCUUGAUGACCGCCGCACACGUCACUUUCUACGAAUUUAACAUCGAGGCUAAUCGAUGGAGUCGGAAGGACGUCGAAGGCUCUCUAUUUGUUGUAAAGAGAAAUACCCAGCCUAGGUUUCAGUUCAUUGUGAUGAACCGACGCAACACAGGUACGGCGUUUGAACG
Phalaenopsis equestris is the source of this 387-nucleotide messenger RNA. Its product is annotated as mRNA-decapping enzyme-like protein. The transcript is spliced from 3 exons. Gene Ontology annotation, cellular component: P-body. NCBI's taxonomy places the organism in Eukaryota, Viridiplantae, Streptophyta, Magnoliopsida, Asparagales, Orchidaceae. The annotation marks the transcript as partial. Gene Ontology annotation, biological process: deadenylation-dependent decapping of nuclear-transcribed mRNA; positive regulation of catalytic activity; deadenylation-independent decapping of nuclear-transcribed mRNA. The record is from RefSeq and is a predicted model, not a curated record. Gene Ontology annotation, molecular function: enzyme activator activity; mRNA binding.